ACGUUGCUCCUGCAGAGGCGCUGUCUGCUGUCUGCUGUCUGUGGCUGCAUGUCUGCGGCGGGGUCGUGUCUAGAAGGGAACUCCUAAGCUGCGACUCUUGCGAGUGCUUUUGCAUGUUGGGGGUUACCUUCUAGACACCACCGUGCGGCGGCGUGUCAGCCGGAAGCCCGCCCACCAUGCAGCCAUGGCCGCUGCUGGAUGAGAAACAAGUGCGCAGUAACAGCACGGCACGGCACGGCACGGCACGGCACGGCCGAGGGGGCUCUCCACGGGGCUGGACACCGCACAACCUGGACUACCACAUAUUACUGACCUUCUUUACCAACAAGCAUGACGGAGACUAGCAUCAACCCGUUCUCCGGGUCGAAGCAGAACAGUAAGAUGUUCCACUACAGCAACGACAGCAGCCUUGGUGGACCUCAGCUGACGUCUGUCCCAUGCUCCAGUGCCAACCUCUGCUCCUUCACCCCCACUGGGUCCCUGCUGGACAGGAAGGUGGUGGGGGUCCCCUCUGCAGAAGACCUGUUCCGACGCCGUCACUCAGUCAGCCUCCCCGAUGCAACGUUCAGCCAGAACCAAUUUGUCAACAGCCUUAAGAUGGAUCCCUCGGUGUUGUUGGGUAGCAGCUGCAGCAACAACAAGGAGAACCAUUUCCGAGAGCGCUCCUACUCCGAGCUGGGGGACGGGCUGUGUGUGGGUGGAAGCAGCCAAGUCAACUCGAGUCGCUAUAAGACGGAGCUGUGCAGGCCCUUUGAGGAAAACGGCACCUGUAAAUACGGCGAUAAGUGCCAGUUCGCCCACGGCAUGCAUGAGCUGCGCAGCCUGAGCCGUCACCCAAAGUACAAGACCGAGCUGUGCCGCACCUUCCACACCAUCGGUUUCUGCCCGUAUGGCCCUCGAUGCCACUUUAUCCACAACGCAGAGGAGCGCCGUGGGCCCCCUCCGCUCUCCGCCUUCAACAAGAUGGAGCGCCCUCGGCUGCAGCACAGCUUCAGCUUCGCCGGCUUCUCCAGCUCCGAUGGCCAGCAGGACAGCCCCACCUCCGUCACACCUCCACCCGUGUUCUCCACCGAAGACUUGACGAAGUGGCAGGCCAGCCCCUUCACUUACUCCAGCCAGGAGCUCGCCAGCCUGUUUGGCCCCAGCUUAGGGCCCCCACCCGUGUCUGAGCCUCAGGGUCCGACCCCACCCUCCCCGACCACUCCCUGCUUUUUCCAGCCUACAUCAGAGAGAUCCCCCAGCCCCCCAGACUCGCUGUCUGACCAGGAGGGCUACCAGAGCAGCCUGGGCAGUCAGAGCGGCUCUGAGUCCCCCCUCCUGGAUGCGUCCCGUCGCCUUCCCAUCUUCAGCAGGCUCUCUGUCUCUGAUGAUUGAGGUGUGAAGAGAGAGAGGGAGAUGGAGACCGUUCACUUCCCUAACUCCCUCCUCGUCGUCUGAGCCCUGAUUACAGGAGAAGCAUUGUUGUAGCCAGCGAGUCCCAUCACAAAUCCAGAUCAAGUAUCUUCCAAUAUUCUGAACAGUUGGUAAACCAGAAUCUGAUCCACGUACAGGCCCUGCACUUUUGCCAUGGUGGGAUGAAGGGGAAUCCUUGUGUAAAGUAGUUUAAUAUGUCUUGUUAUGGGCAGUAGGAGUAGCUGUGUGUGGUCAGUACAGGGUGUCUCUGUGCCUCAACCUCGACACCUCCUAGAGGCUUGUGUCAUCUCUUGUUCAGUAAAGGAUCAUCAGUAAGAGAAAGUGUAGACAGUAAGAUUGUAAAAGUGCCUUGGAGUGUAUUCAUGUGAAGCCAACAGUAAGCCUAGACCUUCCUUUUCCCUUCUAACCAGGCCCAGCCUCCUGUCCUCUCACCCCUAACCCCAACCCAUGGUGAGAGGCUGGAUGCCGCUGCUAUGUGCCUUGUAAUAUUCAGCUGGUUGGUCACUUAGCAUUGUCGGUUUGCUCACCACAGACUUGUUAUUUUAAAACAGCCAACAUAAGAGUUUUGAAUCCACACGUCUCUGAAUGGGAUUCAAAAUGGGUCAUUUCCCCCAGAUUAGCAGCAAACCUGUUCUCUCACUUACUCUAGUGGCAUUUCAAUUUGUCCAGGUUUGGAGACAUAUCUGUCUCUAUCUUAGUACAGUGGAGGUGGGUGAAAUCAGCAUUAAAGAGUUCCAUUUAAAUCCAUUCAACAGCAGCACUGUGUCACUCUGCAUCAUCCACACACACUAGUUCUUAAAAGGAGAUGACAGCUGUUCACACUGAGGUCGGUGGAGUAACAGCGCAACAGGAACUCUGGAUUUAAAAUCAGGUUUCUGCCAACUAUUUCCCAAGGAAGAAGGAAAGAGAGAAAUGCUUUUUAAUUUGUUAUUGGGUGAACUGACUCUUGUUCCUGCUGUUAAUUAAUUAAUUCAUUCAUUCAUUCAUUCAUUAUUUCGCCUCGUUGAUCUUUAGAUUUCAAACUGUGCUGCAACGUUUGAGCAUCCGAUCAUUGUCCCCCAGAGAUCAGUUCUCUGUCAGCUCACUGAAAUCAAUGCACUCCUGUUGAUUCCACCAUGAUUAUUAUUAUUAUUAUUAUUAUUAUUAUUAUUAUUAUUAUUAUUAUUGUCUAGUUUAUUUCCUAAAGCCUUCUGAGUAAGGGCUUUGGCUGUCACUGCUUAUUUAUCAAAAUGUAUUUAUUGCUGAUCUUAAGCAUUUUUAUUUCAUAUUUAUCUGGUUAAUGAAACAAUAGAAUAUAUAUUUUCUUUUAUGUGAAAUUAUGAUCUUUCGUAUUAAUUGCCAGAUUGUGAAGAGCUGUUUGUUAUUUUUUUUCACAGUUAAUAUAUUAUACUGCAAUGCCACGUGUUGUAACACUUGAUUUCUUUUGAAAGUGAAUCACAAAUGUUCCUCAUUAGUAUUUAUUGUUUGGACUGCAGGUUGAGCCUCUCUGCUGCAGCCUCAGGGUCAAAGUCAGGGUUUCAGUGCAUGCUAGAGGAGGGGGGGAGGUGGGGCUGCAGCUGCCAUAAUCAAGUUCAAAUGAUGAAAAAAGCUAAAUUCAGUUAUUGCAAACUAAUCAGGUAACUAAGCUAGUAGCAUCCAGGUGUUCAGGGUGUGUGCAGGUGGUCUUUAUGGAGAUGAUCCGCUGUGUCUGUCUGCAGCGGCUCACCUCUCCAUCUUUCCCCGCUCUAUUUUUGCCAGAGCAGCUUGUCACAUUCACGGUGAAUGUAUAUGACUGCCCAUAUUUAUUAGCAAUUGAAAUUACUUUGAAGGCCUUUCAACCAUGUUUGGAAAUUGCACUAAACUGUUUGGAGAAAAUAUUUUAGUAUUCUUCAGAUACAGAAACAUUCAGUGGUUUUAGACCUCCAUCCUUCAAGUAUACCAAUGUCACUACAGAGCAUCUGCAUAAAUAAUAAUGACCGUGACUAUUCUAUAAUAUAGAUCUAGUGAAGUUCUAACCUGUUUACUCUCCUACCUGCAUCUCCAGAUGGAAAUGCCAAGCACUAACCAUAGCUUCCUGUCAUCCCUGCUCCAGCUCCUGCUUUCAGUCUCCUCAUGUCAGUGUCUUUUACUGGCAUUCAUUCUCAUUUCAUCAUCAGUCACUGAAUCAGUUUAACUGUGUGACUAAAGCAUUAUUGGGUCUUCUUAUGAAAAGCUGGUGGAAGCAUGCCUGUUCCUCAGUACCACGCACAGACUUCUAGCACUUUGAGUCAUCACAGUGAUGUUUGACCACUGUUUUCCAUGAAAGUGCCUUUAAAUACAUUCCAGGUCUCCCACAUGUUGUGCCUUCAUAUUUUUCUAUAACGGAGCAGAUACAAGCCUGAAUGUGUUCCUCUGGGUUAUUGACACAUGAGAAGCACCUGCUGAAUGUAUUACUACAGUAAUUACUUUGUUCAUGGUUUACUUUGUAAUUACAGAUUGCAGUUAAAACCAAUAAAACAUGUAUUUCUAUUGAA
This is a messenger RNA of Sebastes umbrosus (honeycomb rockfish), 3905 nucleotides long. RefSeq names its product zinc finger protein 36, C3H type-like 1b (gene zfp36l1b). The coding region runs from base 331 to 1374 and encodes 347 amino acids. NCBI's taxonomy places the organism in Eukaryota, Metazoa, Chordata, Actinopteri, Perciformes, Sebastidae. The transcript is spliced from 2 exons. The record is from RefSeq and is a predicted model, not a curated record. Gene Ontology annotation, molecular function: metal ion binding; mRNA binding.